Lasiodiplodia theobromae is the source of this 552-nucleotide messenger RNA. RefSeq names its product GAF domain-containing protein. Gene Ontology annotation, cellular component: cytosol. The transcript is spliced from 4 exons. The record is from RefSeq and is a predicted model, not a curated record. Gene Ontology annotation, molecular function: protein binding; L-methionine (R)-S-oxide reductase activity. Bases 1 to 552 code for a protein of 183 amino acids. Lineage: Eukaryota; Fungi; Ascomycota; Dothideomycetes; Botryosphaeriales; Botryosphaeriaceae.
AUGGUCCACGCCGAAUCCUCCACCUUCGCCGCCGGCCUGGCUAAGGCUGAUGUCUACGCACAAGUCCUCGAGCAGGCAAAGGCCUUGAUGGACGGCCAGAGGAAUUGGAGGCUCAUUGUGCGUGUGUUGAAGGUUUGUAACACGGCCAACGUCGCAUCCCUCCUCUGGCACGCCUUCCACUCGCUUCCCGCGCCCUCGUCCGCCGUCAACUGGGCCGGCUUCUACGUCCUCGAUCCCUCGACCCCGGAACAAUUGAUCCUCGGCCCCUUCCAGGGCAUGGUUGCUUGCCAGACCAUCCGCUUCGGUAGGGGCGUGUGCGGCGCCGCGGCGGCAUCCCAGCAGACGCAGCUUGUGCCCGACGUCGAGAAGUUCCCCGGUCACAUUGCCUGCGACGGCGCGAGCAAGAGCGAGAUCGUGGUGCCGAUAGUCCAGAAUGGAAAGACUGUCGCCAUCAUUGAUAUUGACUGUGCCGAACUGGAAGGGUUCAACGAGGAGGAUAAGAAAUACUUGGAGGAAUUGGCCGCACUGCUGGCGGGCGCCUGCGACUUCUAA